Molecule: messenger RNA, 561 nt
Organism: Kickxella alabastrina
Lineage: Eukaryota; Fungi; Kickxellomycota; Kickxellomycetes; Kickxellales; Kickxellaceae
Exons: 3
Coding region: 1-561 (186 amino acids)
Source: RefSeq, a predicted model, not a curated record
AUGAUACUGCGUCGCCCCACCCAGCCCGACAAGACCCGCGUCAAAUCCACCCUUUCGGCCCAGCCACCAUCGACCCAGCCCAAGCCAGCCCUCCUUUCCGGCGAAUCGAUCCAAACAAACCACGUCAACUCCGCCAUUAAGGCCUUCGGCUUGGGGACCCUAUACGCCCUUGGGUUUGUCGGAUGCGGCGUGGCAGGCACAAACUACUAUUUGCAGACAAAGGGCGUUGGAUCCAUGGCCGAGGCUGCACAGAGUAUGCGAAAAAGGGUCGCCGAGAAAACAGGCGGGUCGUUGAUGGAGCGGCUGGGGAUCAGUCCGGAGGAGGAUGAGCGCAGCUUGCGGAGGGUGGAUGAGCUGGUUGGUGAGGAGGACGGGGAUGGGAAGAGGAAAAUCAGAUUUGCAAGGAUCAAGGGCCUUGUGGCUGGCAGCGGCGGCGGCGGCGCAAUGGAUGGUGGAGGCGACGAGCAGAAGACGGCGGCUGGGCACGGCGCUUUGUCGAUUGGCGCACGGAUGCGCCGCAUGUUUGGGUUUGCCAAGCGCAAGGACACAGACAGCGACUGA